AUGUCAGGAUUGGACAGUAAAUUUGAUGAUAUUGAAAUGAUUCAACUUCCUGAUGAUGAAGAUGAACAAGUUAGCAAUGAUAUUUCGAUUUCAUCAGAAACUGAAGGGAUAUCAGAUUCACAAGAGUCUUCAAAAAGCAACAAUUCAAACGAUCAAUCCAGUCCAUUAGGGAUUUUCAAGGCUGAUAAUGGAUAUGUUGACUUACCUGAAUGGUUGGAUUCUACUGACUCAUUACAUUUCAAGUUUGAUAAAGAUCAAUAUAAGAGAAGUAUAGAUAUUGUUGAUUCAUUUGACCAAAGUUACAUCGACUAUGUCAACUCAAUGUAUAAAACCAUUGAAAGACUUACCAGUGACGAUAUAACAAGACUAGAUUUAGAAGAAGAUGACUCACCAAUUGGUUUAAUUACAAAUGAAACAGGAUAUCGCGCCAGUCAGGCUUAUAAGUUUAAAAAAGCUGAUGAAUCAUUUCAAAAAAUUAUUGAAAAUUUACAAGCUUUGAUCAAUUCAGCACCAGAAGACAAACACGAAUCAAUUGAAUUCCAAAACUUACAACAUACAUUGUAUAUUUUACAAUGUCUUAAAGCAAAUAACUUCUAUUUUGAUUUGAGACGCAAACCGGAGUUGAUUCUUGCAUGGGUAAAUACAUUUGAUCCUAAACCUGAUAGUUCUUUGCUUAAUGAUGUUAUGGUCAAUAAUCCUAAACCGUAUACCCAUCCACAGUUUUGGAAUACCUGUUUGAGUCAACUUAUUAUAAGAGGAUUAUUUGAGCAAGUCUCAGAAGUAAUUGCUCACUCUGGAUAUCAAGAGUUGGAACAAUCGUGCCCCGAAUUGUUUUUAAUGAUUAACGAUAUGAAUAUCAUGUUGUCGGAUUAUACAUCAUCUGCGUCUAAAGGGAACUUUGCUCAAUGGAAAGUAAUUGCCUGUGAAUACCGAGAUUCUUUAUCUGGUGAACGCUAUGAAUCAAUUACUGAACCAGCCCAUAAAUUGAUGGUCAGUCAGAUUUAUGAUUUGGCGUGUAUUUUCACUGGUCUUCCUAAAACAAUCUCGAGUUAUUGUGAUUCUUGGUAUGAAAUGUAUUUGGCAUUAUCGUUAUAUCAAAUACGAGACAAUGACGAAGUUUAUGAUGAAUAUUUCAAGAUGUCUAUUACUGAACAUCCACCUAGUGUAACUCUUGGUGAAGAUGCAGAAAACUUUGAUGAACUAAGUGAAUCAUGUUUCAUCAACAUCUUGGAGAAGAACUAUCUUAAGGCCUUGGAAACCUUGCAUGAGUUAGAUCCACCAACAGCAGCCUAUGUAUCAGAAUUGCUAGAGUUAAAAUUGGUAUUGCGUAGUUACUACUUUGACUCGACAAUAACUUCAAACACAAGUUUCCAAGACUUGCUUAAUAGAAGAUCCAUUUCGGAAUAUUUCCUUACAAGACAUGCGUUUGAUUGCUUGAAUGUUCAUGAUUUAGCACCUGUUGGAAUUGGUCUUUUACUAAAUGAUGUUGUUUGCAGAUCCACAAACGCAAGUGUCACCAAUAGAAAAGUAAUUGCUGGCUACUUACCUCAUUAUUAUUGUAAAACCAAUGAUGACCUUGAAUGGGCACUUACGAUAUGUGCUAAUUUGAAUUUGAUUUCUACAGCUAGAGAAUUGUAUUACCAAGCAGGUGUGAAAUCAUUAGAAGACGGUUAUAACUAUGAAGCAUUGAAUAAUUUUGUUAACUGUUAUGACCCAACUUUAUUGAGUGGUGAAAAUCAUAGUGAAGGAAUGAAAAAGGUCCAUUACAUCAUAUGGGAUAUGAUAUUUGCUGACAGUAUUGUCAAUAAUAGACCAGUAAAUGAUGAAUUGAUAAAUAAUAUAAUUGAUAGGAAAGUUGAUCCAAAUUUCAAGAUCCAUCCUGUGAUCCAACAAUGUCUUGCUCCGUAUGCUGUUUUGAAGGAAUUUUAUUCUUCCUUACCAGACAAAGACAUUAAAGUAUCUAGUAAAAUGUCAAAAUUGAUCCACUUAUUACAGUUUAAUUAUUUACCAAAAAGAUUUGCACCUUUAUUGCUUGCUCAAUUUUUACCAUUCUUAGGUAAUGGUGAAAACAAAUUCAAAUUACCUGAAUUAGUGGUUAUUAUUGAAUUAAUAGAUAGUUUUGAAACUAAUUGUAAUGAUGAGGAAUCUAAAGAAGCUGCUGAAUUGUAUUCAUAUUCCAUUAGCAAAGUUGGGGAAAAUGAUGUUUCUGUUCAUGACUGGAGAAGAAUUAUUGGAAAAGAUAACUUGCCAACAGACGUUACAAAUUUAAUUAUAACUUUGAGAAAUCAAAUAACUGCAAAGAUUGCUAAAGUAUUCAUAGAGUAA
Messenger RNA from Candida tropicalis MYA-3404, 2325 nucleotides. RefSeq names its product Nup85p (gene NUP85). Gene Ontology annotation, biological process: positive regulation of DNA-templated transcription; protein import into nucleus; mRNA export from nucleus. Gene Ontology annotation, molecular function: structural constituent of nuclear pore. The record is from RefSeq and is a predicted model, not a curated record. NCBI's taxonomy places the organism in Eukaryota, Fungi, Ascomycota, Pichiomycetes, Serinales, Debaryomycetaceae. Gene Ontology annotation, cellular component: nuclear pore outer ring. Bases 1 to 2325 code for a protein of 774 amino acids. The transcript has a single exon.